GUGCCUUUUUAUUUAGAUACAAGGCAGCUGAUACUAACUUGCUGUGUUAUCCAGGAUACAGUCUCUUCUUGGUUGCUGCCCAUGAAUUCGGCCACGCAAUGGGAUUAGAGCACUCGGAGGACCCCGGAGCUCUCAUGGCCCCAAUCUACACCUACACCAAGAACUUCCGACUUUCUCAGGAUGACAUUAAGGGGAUCCAGGAGCUAUAUGAAGUAUCACCUGAUGUGGAACCCGGACCAGGGCCAGGACCAGGGCCAGGACCACGUCCUACCCUUGGACCUGUCACUCCAGAGCUCUGCAAGCACGACAUUGUAUUUGAUGGAGUCGCACAAAUUAGAGGAGAAAUAUUUUUCUUCAAAGACAGAUUCAUGUGGAGAACUGUAAACCCUCGAGGAAAACCCACAGGUCCUCUUCUUGUUGCUACAUUCUGGCCUGAUCUACCAGAGAAAAUCGAUGCUGUCUACGAGUCCCCUCAGGAUGAGAAGGCUGUAUUUUUUGCAGGAAAUGAGUACUGGGUUUAUACAGCCAGCAACCUGGAUAGGGGCUAUCCAAAGAAACUCACCAGCCUGGGACUACCCCCCGACGUGCAACGCGUUGAUGCAGUCUUCAACUGGGGCAGAAACAAGAAGACAUAUAUUUUCUCUGGAGACAGAUACUGGAAGUACAAUGAAGAAAAGAAAAAAAUGGAGCUUGCAUCCCCAAAAUUCAUUGCGGAUUCUUGGAACGGAGUUCCAGAUAACCUCGAUGCUGUCCUGGGUCUCACUGACAGCGGGUACACCUACUUUUUCAAAGACCAGUACUAUCUACAAAUGGAGGACAAGAGUUUGAAGAUUGUUAAAAUUGGCAAGAUAAGUUCUGACUGGUUGGGUUGCUGAACUGUAGAAUAUAUUAAUAACCAAAUAUUUACUUUUUUGUUAUAUACCUUAUCUGUAAUUAGAAAUAGAUCUGAAUGUCAAUUACUGGACCAGUCUGGUACUGGCACCAAAACAUUAAGUACCAGUACUGUACACAUCUGGUAAUUUAAAAGUGUUUGCCUCCUCAACAUACAAAAGAUGUUUACGUAUAUAUUCUGGUACAAUUUUUCAGUUUUUGUGCUAGUCAUAGCAAUGCUAGUAACAGAACAUGCACGGUUCUUUAUUUCCCUGGUGCUUGAAGAAAGCAUUGAAAUCAUUGGAGACUGGAUCAGGCCCCUGUGUUAGAUACAUCUCAAAUAGCCUCAAGUAAGAUGUACCAGCAGUGCACUUUGAUUUUUUUAAUUUUUUUUUUAAAUACAACUCUUUUAUAAAUAGAUGGUUUGUCUUAAUGUUUUUAACCCUCUUGCGAGUUUGAUCAUUACUUCCAUUUAUUUACAUAAUGAUACAGAAAGACUGUCAAAGGCACAGGUUGCCUCGGGAUUUGAUUUGUAUUGAUGCAUGAUGGAAUCAUGGCAAGAAACUGUAUUAAAGUAUUGUUUUAAAGUACUUUCUAUUUUAAAACCUUAGUUCAACUUAGCAAUUUGCUUCCUGCACUUUGUUACUGCUCUAUAACUUGUCUAUACAGACAGAAUGACUCAGAUUUUUUAAGUCAAUGCAUUAUACACAGAAGUCAAGUAUUAUUGUUUACCUUGUUUUAUUUUCCUGUUCUUUAUAAUAUUGAGUUUUUGUUUGGUUAGGCUUUCUGCUUACGCAUUGGGAACAGAGGGAGUUCUUUUCACAUUUGAUGGAAUGUUUCUCGUUUAAAAAAAAAGUAAAAAUAAAUUCAGGAAACAACGUCCCAAACAUGAAAUGCCAAUGAUACAAAUAAAAUUAAAUUACACUGCCAACACUU
This is a messenger RNA of Meleagris gallopavo (turkey), 1806 nucleotides long. Lineage: Eukaryota; Metazoa; Chordata; Aves; Galliformes; Phasianidae. The record is from RefSeq and is a predicted model, not a curated record.